Oenanthe melanoleuca is the source of this 4085-nucleotide messenger RNA. It is a transcript of the gene PCARE, whose product is annotated as photoreceptor cilium actin regulator. The record is from RefSeq and is a predicted model, not a curated record. The coding region runs from base 1 to 3810 and encodes 1269 amino acids. NCBI's taxonomy places the organism in Eukaryota, Metazoa, Chordata, Aves, Passeriformes, Muscicapidae. Gene Ontology annotation, biological process: protein localization to photoreceptor outer segment; photoreceptor cell outer segment organization. The transcript has 2 exons. Gene Ontology annotation, cellular component: photoreceptor outer segment; photoreceptor inner segment.
AUGGGCUGCACACCUUCUCGCAGUGAGAUUGCUGGUACUGCUGAAAGAAGUGGUGUUAAAGCUUUGAAUAAACCCAAAACUGUUCUGCCAAUUGAUUCAAGAGAUAAAGGAAUCCCUCUGCUGGUUAAAGGUUCAUCUUGCUACAAUAUUGAUGAAUAUGGGAUUCAGAGGAAGGACUAUGUGGAAGAAGAGGAGGAGGAUGAACUGUCAGGGCCGGAUAAAAAUGAUAACUCAAAGUUAUCUUCCAAGUCUCAUUCAGAUUCCCAGAUUAGCAGGGAAGACAAGAAAAUUGAGAGGAUGGCCACAGAUGCUGAAGUCAUUAUGUCUGAACUGAUUGAGUCUCAAAAACACAUCACUGAGUCCAUAGAGAUCAGAAAGCAAACCUCCUGCGAAUCAGAAGCAUCAGCUUUCAUCUGGGAUGACAAGAAUGAAAGCAGCUCAAAGCAAGUCCCAAAGAAAGGGAAGAAGAAAAAAACCCAUAAGCUGGCAAAGCAAGGCCAACCCAACAAAAGCAAAGAGAAGUCCAUGCAGGCCCCGUGUGAGACAGAGAAGAAGGUAGACUUCCCAGAAGUGCUCGUCAAGGCUCACCAGAGUGCAUAUGCCUACUUACACCCCAACCUCUCCAAGUAUGAAGCUAUUCUGCACAUGGCCAACCAGGCCACCCAAACUCAGCUUUUCCUACAGCAGAUGAUCAGCUUCCUUGUGCUUCGCUUUGAUGAAAUCAACCAGCUCUUGGAAGAAAUUGCCAACGAUGGGGAAAGUCUUCUCAAAGAUGUAGGUGGGAGUCUGGCAUGGCCAGCAGAAAAGGACGAUUUGAAGGAGCAUCCAGAUCUUCUGCAACAGCUACUGCAGUACACGGUCAACAAAAUGCAGUUGGUGAGUGGGAUGCUGGCCUCCCUCACGUCCAAUGCCCUGCAGGAGACGUGCAGCUACCUGCAGUCUGCUGCAAGCAACCUGGAAGGCAAGCUGAAAGCAAAGCAAAGCUUUGAUGAGCACCUGCUGCGGACAGUAAAGCUGCUCGAAGCCUCGACCGUGGGGCCCUCUCAGUCCCACGGGGAUGACAGGACUCUCUGUUCUGAGGACAGUGGCAUUGGUGUGGACAAUGAGUCCCUCAAAGAGUUCAGUGCUCUCAGCCAGCAUGGAGGACAGCCAAGUGACUCCUGCACACAGGGACAUCCAUCCCGAAAGCAUGCUGGAACAGCGGAGCGUGGGAAUGGGGGCACAGCGUCAGGGGGCACAGCUGCAUCCCAUGGCUCUGCUCUUGGAAGGCAUUUUAAAGGCGUGUUUCAUUCAUCUGUGCAAAGCAGGGAAGCAGCUUCUUGUCAGGGUGGAGUAGCAGAAGGCACUUCUACCAUGCCCCAAUAUGCAAACUUGAGCAAAAGUUCCUACAACGCCUUGCAGUCUGGUUCUGCUCAGGAAGGGGAACGUUUCAAAAUCUGUGAAUCAACAGAUUUUCUUUCUGAUGAGGAUGAGGAUGAUGAUGAUGAUGAAGAAGAGAGCACACUGGGGGAGGAUGAUGACAGCACAAGUUUAUCAGAAAUGGGGAAGGAUGCUCUGCCAAGGUCCCUGUCUUCACCUGCACUCACUGAUAACAUUCCAAGGCAGUCCAUCAAAAGGACAGAGAACGUAGACACAGAAGAAAUAAUUUUGAAGAUGAAAGAUGCCAUCAGUGAAAAAAUCAAGUUCGUCCCAGCUAAAUCCAGGCGUAAAGAAUGGAUAGAGGAUGAGAGUGGAAGAGCAGUCCUAGCAAAAAGGCCCAGUACAGCAAUAGGCAGACAGAGAAAGUUUGGGAAACAACGGCGGUCCAGGUCAGAGGAGUCCCUCAGGAGCCAGGCAGAGGACCCAACACUCCUAGAGCUUCAGAGGACUCAAAAGGAGCUCAGCAAAAGGCUGGAAAUGUUAUGUGGAAAGGAUCUAGCUAACAACCUGGAGCUUUGGAAAUCAAGAACUGCACCUUAUUUGCAGAACGAACAAAUUACAUCUAGGUCCUCCCGCAAGCUGAAGGCAGGCCUCUCAAAAAAUUUCAGCAUCCUGCCUAACCAGGAUAAAGUCCCUUUGCUCACAUCUGAUCAAAAUCCUGUCCUUCCAGUGAAUGAAAAGAGAGUCAGGGAGCCUGUGACAGCUACUGUGCCUACCCAGGAGACACCAGGAGGCAAAGAAAAUGGGCCUGCUGGAGCACAAAUGUUGAGUGGCAGCAGCUGUACCUCCCGGCAGUCUGUCAAAAAACUGAUUGAAACCUUCAGUCCUAGUGGUGAUCUUGCAAAAACCACACCUCUAAGAUCCUUAGGACCAAUAAAGUGCAUCAGAAAAUUUGGACUUCCAGUCAUCCCACCCACCACUCCCUUUCAGAGAGGCCUGGCACCUUUAAAUCGUAUUUCACCAGUAGAAGACACAAACACCAACAAUGUUUCUUCUAGCUUUCCAAAUGCCUUUCUUCCUGCACCACCUGCAGAAUUAAGCAAGAAGGACACAAAAGAAGAGACCAGUGAAGACAUUGAGAACCUGCCACCACCACCGCCUGAAAUGUUAAUGGACACUUCUUCUGAAAAUUUAUCUGAGCCUGAAGAAACUGCAAGUAGAGAAGGAAACUCUUCAGAAGAUGCCAAGAAGAUCACCAAACCAGAACUGCAUGCUGCUAAGAGAUCACAAGUUUCCCCAAAAAUGAAAGCCUCCCUCCAGUCCAUCGACUUGUUGCCAAGUAAAAAUAUCAGUGGCCCCAGUGGGGUGACUAAUAAAGGUCUAAGGAGCAGCAGGCCAGGGGAUGAGAAACAGCACAGGUACUCUCUGGAGCUGAACCCUACCAACGUGCACAUCCCUAGCCAGGAGGAGAUACUAGCAACCCAGAGGAAAGAGGCUGCGGAUUUAUACAAGCAAACCCAUAAAAUUAUUCCUCUUCGAAAUCCCAGUGAGGCUUCAAACCCCGAGAGCAGCAGCUCAGACAGCAAGAGCCCCAGGUCCCCCGACCUGCUCCGGAGCAGCGAGAAAGGCUCCCUGUUCACCAGGAGGGUCUCCCCAUCGAGAACUGCUCCUUCUUCACCCACCGAGAAACUGCUUUUCAGCCCCCCAGCGCACCACAGGCACUCUCUGCAGGCCUUUAGCAGCACGCAACCGAGCUCUCCCACCGUGCAGAGGAAACCCAGCCCCCCUUCUAGCCCCAGGAUGCCCAGCCCACCUUUGCAGAAGAAACUGCCCUCUCCACCAUCACAGCGAAAAGCGCUGAGCCCUCCUGUGGGGCAGAAGCAAAGCUCACCGGCAGCACAGCGGCUGGCAGGCUCCCCAGCUCCAUCCCCCAGCACCCCCUCCCCUCCAGCCUCCCCAUCUCGCUCCUACAGGGGCCCAAGGGCCGGGCUGGAUGCUGGGGAUGAGCACCUGCUCUCCCCCUCCAAGAGGAGCAGCAAUGUCCGUUCCAUAUUCUGCCCGGCCACCUCUUCCUUAUUCGAAGCCAGAGCUCCAGCGGCACCCAGCAGAGGCUCAGCCGGGGUGCCCAGCCAGCUGGAAGCCGCAGCACACUCCCCGAAGGGCAGCCUGCUGUUCCGGCAGCCCGCAGACCGGACCAGGAGGCUGUCCCUGAGCGCCAGCAGCCCUCGGCCGUUCGUGAGGAGAAGUUCCUCCGACCGCCGGCCAGGGGCCCAGCCUCAUCCUCCGGCUCCUCUCACAGCUGCCAGCGACCCUGCACUUAACCAAGCAAGCUUGGAGAAGAGCCCUAGAAAAGCAGGUGACUCUUGGAGCAGCUUGGAAACCAGAGAGUCCAACAGAUCCGCUUCCCACCCCGAGCUCUACGUCGUGGGCCAGGGGCUGCAGAGAGACUGAUGCCCCCAGAGGCAGAGGCACAAGCAAGGACAGAGGCCCCAGAGGGAGGAAACAGCCUUACCAAAGCCUCCAAAACACAGCUCCAUCUUCUGCAAAGAAACUGUCUGAUGGCAUUGCACCAGAAACCCAAACUGGGCUCAGCAAUCUCAUGAAACACCAACUGGCUGCUUCUCCUUUCAUUCCAUGGUUUAGCUCAGAGGUCUACAUGGAGCAAAAUGUAGCUGGGUGAGUCUAAGGCAAAUUCGGUUGAUGAAGGCAAUUCCUUUUUUCCCAGU